Messenger RNA from Hordeum vulgare subsp. vulgare (domesticated barley), 486 nucleotides. Its product is annotated as ferredoxin, root R-B1-like. Gene Ontology annotation, molecular function: electron transfer activity; 2 iron, 2 sulfur cluster binding. Bases 1 to 486 code for a protein of 161 amino acids. The record is from RefSeq and is a predicted model, not a curated record. The transcript has a single exon. Gene Ontology annotation, biological process: electron transport chain. Lineage: Eukaryota; Viridiplantae; Streptophyta; Magnoliopsida; Poales; Poaceae.
AUGUCAACCUGCCCGUUUGCAACCUGCCGGUCUCUCCUUGGCAGCGUUCGAACAACGACCGAUGCCACCCGCAGAGCGGCCGCUAGCCCUCGCCCUCCGUCUCUAAGCUUCGCCGGCCGGGAAGGCGCGCUGCUGCAGGUGCCGGGUCUCCUCAUUAGGUCCUCCCUCUACAAGCCCAACGUCUCCGCGGCGGCCGUCUACAGGGUGAAGCUGGUGACCCCGGAAGGGCGGGAGUACGAGCUCGAGGCGCCGGACGACGCCUACAUCCUCGACACGGCCGAGAGCGCCGGCGUGGAGCUGCCGUGCGCGUGCCGCGCCGGGGCGUGCUACAAGUGCGCCGCCAAGGUCGAGGCCGGCAUGGUCCACCGCGGGGACGGGUCGCUCCUCCACGGCCGGCUGCAGGAGGAAGGCUACGUGCUCAUCUGCGUGUCCUGCCCCAGGUCCGACUGCGUCAUCCAUACCCACAAGGAGGACGACCUUUGGUGA